UCCAUCGCCUUGCACCUCAUCCUCCCCACACGCAGAAAGCACCAAAGCACCAACCUUUGUUGAUCAUCAUUCACAGAGACGACGCAAGAAGAGAAGAUGAGGCUCGCAAGAAUCGCCAUGGCGAUGGAGGACGGCGGCGGCGCGUUCUCGUCGUCGGUGGCGCAGCCGGCCAUGGCGGACUACGGGCGCCACUUCCAGCCGCCGCCGUUCUGGUCGACGCCGACGCCGUACCUCUUCAUCGGCUUCGCGGUGGUGAUGGCGCUCAUCGCCGUGGCGCUGGCCGUGCUCCUCUGCACCCGCCGCAAGGAGGACGAGGGCCGCGGCGCCGAGGGGGAGGUCAUGGCCGUGCGCGUGCUGGCGCCGCUGGGCAGGGAGGACGCGGCGGCGCCCAAGGUGCUCGUCGUCAUGGCCGGCCACAGCGGGCCGUCGUUCCUCGCCAGCGCCGCUCCGUUCGCCAGCUUCGACGCAGCCGGCGACGACGCCAAGCCGCAGUACGGCGGCAAGGACGGCGCCGCCGUCGUGUAGGCGCGCGGCGCUUCCCCUGCUGCUCGCGCCCAACUGGCCGAAAGAGAACGAUCGCGUGGGCACGCGCGCGCAAAGAUUAAGCUGCAUCGGAUGAUCGGAGAAGCAAUUUUGUUCAUCCUGGCUUCAUUUCUUUCUUUUUCGCUUUCUUGGUAUAGUUAGUUUACUUUUGUGACCUGCAGGUGCUGUCCUUAGCUUCUGCACGUAGUUAUUAGGUGUGUUGUGCAGAGCUGACGAUCAGAAAAUUUGCAAGCUAAUCAUCCGGCUGCAUCGAUCAUUUCCUGUUUCUGAUCUCAUUUAAUCAAGGAGGUUUUCGAGGUUGCGAAACCGGGC
Panicum virgatum (switchgrass) is the source of this 855-nucleotide messenger RNA. Its product is annotated as protein GLUTAMINE DUMPER 4-like. NCBI's taxonomy places the organism in Eukaryota, Viridiplantae, Streptophyta, Magnoliopsida, Poales, Poaceae. The transcript has a single exon. Gene Ontology annotation, biological process: regulation of amino acid export. The record is from RefSeq and is a predicted model, not a curated record. The coding region runs from base 97 to 525 and encodes 142 amino acids.